AUGUUGGGCAAUGAACGAUUCAAAGCUAAAUCAUCCAAACCAGUAAAACUCAAUAUUGAGCUACCGUCUUACUUCGCACCAUUCACAGAUGAGGUUAUUCAGACCCGCAAAAAAAUUAAGCCACGUGACUUUUGCACCAAUGCCUUCGUCAAAGCAGACAAGGGCAACUUGGACCAUCUUUCGAAUUGUGAAAACUUGUCUGCUAGAAUUCGGAGUGCCAUAAUGAACAUCGCUGUAGAAGCCUUCAAACACCCGAAAAUUUAUUUCAAUCGCACGGAAGUGAGUAUCCUUUUACAUAUGUUUGUCCAGCUUACUGGCCUCGAAGUCAGGGAUAUGACUGCAGAAGAAAUGAAGGCUUUUCUCUACAGUACUUUAGAGAUGACCAAUCCAUUCGCACUAGAUGGGCUCUGCAGAGCCGCUAUGCUCCAGUCGCCUCACGUUGUUGGCCAGAGAAAGAAUAUCAGUCCGAUGGAUUUUCUUCUUACUCUCUCUAUUUUGUUGCGUGGAACUCUAGAAGACCGUUGCGAACUGGCAUUUCAUGUAAUGGAUAUCGACUCCGAUGGCUUACUUCGCAAGACAGUCGAGUUUCGCCGGCUUCUUUAUGAUACAUUUGAUGUGAAUGUCGCCGCUCAGAAUCCGGAAAUCGAUCCUGAUGAACCAGUUCGAGAUACAGUCAAUUAUCUGUGUGACAAACUUCAGUGCACAAUUAACCAUCCGAUAACGCUAAACAAAUUCAAAGAACUGACUCGACAAGAACCCUGGGUAAUUGAGUGCUUGUUGCCCUGUUUACCCUCAGAACACACCAACAUCAUUUUCCAGAGCCUUUUUACCACGAGUGUUCGGUUACCCUCGCUUGAGAAUCCCCCAAAAACCAGACAGGUGAAACGUAAUGGGGCCCCCACCACACCCAGAACUGCCUGA
Messenger RNA from Dibothriocephalus latus, 921 nucleotides. NCBI's taxonomy places the organism in Eukaryota, Metazoa, Platyhelminthes, Cestoda, Diphyllobothriidea, Diphyllobothriidae. The record is from the annotation of a GenBank genome assembly.